This is a messenger RNA of Geodia barretti, 217 nucleotides long. The record is from the annotation of a GenBank genome assembly. Lineage: Eukaryota; Metazoa; Porifera; Demospongiae; Tetractinellida; Geodiidae.
UCACUCGCAGGAGAUAAACACUGCACAGGCUCUCAUGCUAGCCAACCAGAGGAUGUCAAGGUUCAAAGACGAGAAACAGUACUACCUGGUCAAGCUCUACCCUGACACAUGGUACAAGGAACUAAAAAACAAAGUCAAGGAGAGUAUUGAGCAGAUGCAGUUCCAGCUGUCCAAGCUGAGGACGGAGGUUGAGGUACUGGAGCUCACCAGUCAGUAU